Messenger RNA from Exophiala aquamarina CBS 119918, 2346 nucleotides. RefSeq lists its product as uncharacterized. The transcript is spliced from 6 exons. The coding region runs from base 1 to 2346 and encodes 781 amino acids. The record is from RefSeq and is a predicted model, not a curated record. NCBI's taxonomy places the organism in Eukaryota, Fungi, Ascomycota, Eurotiomycetes, Chaetothyriales, Herpotrichiellaceae. Gene Ontology annotation, cellular component: cytoplasm.
AUGCCCUUCUUCAAAGAAUUGCGCAGACGAUCAAGAGCUAGUUUUCGUACCUCGGAUUCGUCUACCGGGUCCAGCAGCACAGUCCCAACGGCAAAAUCAUCAUCCACCCUCAAUUCUGCUCAAGGAAGUGCCACUCCUCCCUCAACAUACCAUGCCAAUGGCUCAGCAUCCAACGUCGUUGCUGCAGCAAAGAGCAACGGUGACGCUCCUCCCCCAAUCCCGCAACGUCCCAAUGUGACAGUCCCCAAUUCCAAUCGGAACAGCAUGAUGACUCUGUCACCCUCCGGUUCGAACCUCACUAUGCGAAGUCCACUUCCCACCUCCGCUUAUGCCCCCAAAAUUACAUCUAUACUUGACAACUCAGUGGUCUAUCACAAAGUCUUGCUCAUAAAUGGAGAAAUCGGCGAGCCUCAGUCCAGGUUGUUAGACGGUAACUUGACAGUGCACCACGACAAGGAUGGCCAGUCAUUCCCGCCAACGAAUUGGCCUGUUUCCGAUUCUUAUUUCAAGGCCUUGGUCUUUCUGUCACCUGGAUGGAACAGACUUCGAUUUGAUUUUGCAUCCCCGAAGCUAAGCUCAGCACCCAACGGGUCCAACCCUACAUUGCAUUCAUCCUACAUCAUGUUGAACUACCUCCCCCUAAGUAGUGCGCCUCCGCUGCAGUUAGUAAUACUGGCAGGCAAGGAUUCUCCCUGCACAUACGAUGCCGUCCCACAAAGGAUCCAAAACGAAGGCAACGAUCUUAGCAUGGCAGUUCGCAAGUUCCGAAUGGCCGCACAUCUAUGGCAAACGUUUACCGCCGAACAAAUGUACCGAAACAAAUUCGGCCGAAGGUGUUUCCGAUUCGACGAGGAAUGGCAGACCGGCACUCUUUCUUUGCGUGACUGGGAAUCGGGGCGAAUGAGGAAUGAAACAAGAGUUCAUGUAGUACGAUCGGACAAGACUACUGCCGAGUUACGAGACUUGGAGUUUGCACAACAACACGGACCUGCUUCCAAGAAGGGUGAACUUUAUUCAAUCGCUGCGGAAGCAGUCAAAAAACAUUUCAACGUGAAGCCCGGGCAGAAGCAAUACGUAGCAUGCCUCCUCUUGGACUCUCACUGGGACCCAGAAGCCGGCACUAUCACGGGCCACGCUGCACUGGGCGGGACUGGCGAUGAUCUUGCUUUAGCCAUUUUCGGCUCACAUGCCCUUCAGAGCUACCCAGCGUGUAUUGAAGAGGUCGUCCCUGCAUUUGUGGACUGCACCAGGACCGACACGAAAUAUGUGGCCAAUGAUUGCAACGAAUCUGGCAGCAGUUGGGAAGCAGCCAAUAUUGGUAUUGGUGCGCAUAUGCAUGAAGUUGGGCAUUUGUUCGGCUGCCCUCACCAAGAAAGCGGAGUGAUGCUUAGGGACUAUGUCCGUCUCAACCGGACCUUCCUCGUUCGAGAACCAUACGCAACAAGAACACAAUCUCAAGGUCUCAAGAUUUGCCGGCAAGAAGACGAGUGUGCCUGGCAUCGACUGGAUGUUCUCCGAUUCAGACACCAUCCUUGCUUCAAGCUUCCAAGUGACGAGCCACUCUCUCAGGACGACAGCAUCCAAUACUUCCCAAUCGAUAAUGGACGGCUCAUUAUUUCGGCACCCACUGGAGUGUCAUUUGUCGAAAUAUGGACAGAAGGAGACGAUUUAUGCCGUCACUGGAUCGAUUUUACGAGCAGCGACCCUAGAAAUAAUAACAUCCCUAGGCAGGUGACUCUGACAGAAAGCGAGUUACGAGGCCGGUUGCCCGAGGACAAAAGAAAGGCCAAGGUCACACUACAAGUCUUCUGUGGUAGCUCCAGAAGUGAGAAAAUCGAGGACCUUGAAGAUAUUCUUUCCAGGAAAAAUGUCAUCACCCUUCCGGCUUCACUUGACUCACGCCUUGGUUUCAAAAGUAAAAAGCUGGGGUUUUCGCAGCUCGAAGGAAGUACGCCGGAGGAUCUGAUUCUGGAGAGUACCUUUCUCCAAUCAAAACUCUUGACGUCAGUCAAAGUAUACCAUGGUUACGCUCUUGACGGGAUCGAAUUUUGUUACGAGGAUGGCCAUAGUCAAUUGUUUGGCAAACGAGGUGGCAAGCCGGGGGGCGAUGAGUUUUUGCUUGACACUCGUCGUGGAGAGACAAUCCUCGGUUUUUAUGUACGGGCUGGGCUCUGGCUUGAUGGCAUCGAUAUUUUGACGAGCGCUGGGCGGCGGUCUGGAGUUUUUGGGAACCCCACCGGAGGUUCUGGGCACACUUUGAUGGCUCCCAGGGGGUAUAGCCUUGCCGGAAUAUCAGGCACGUCAGCGGCCUGGAUAGACGGGUUUCAGAUCAUAAUUACACGAUAA